Molecule: messenger RNA, 3241 nt
Organism: Cydia splendana
Lineage: Eukaryota; Metazoa; Arthropoda; Insecta; Lepidoptera; Tortricidae
Product: CKLF-like MARVEL transmembrane domain-containing protein 4
Exons: 4
Coding region: 290-814 (174 amino acids)
Cellular component (GO): membrane
Source: RefSeq, a predicted model, not a curated record
UGUAUGUAGUUAGUUGGGUCGAGUUGGUCGCGCCGUGUUCGUCAUCGCAGCGCAGCGGACCGUGGCGUCACAGUGUGUAUAGUAGCUAGCCUGGCCCAGCCCGCGCCGCCGCCGCGCGACCAUUCUCAUUCCCCGCCAGUCGCACGACGCACGAACUGUGUACCGCGCUCCACUCUAAAAUGUGUCCCGCGCCCACAGUGUGCUAAUCGCCAAGUGUCAGUGUUUGUGAUAAAUAUACCUACACAUUAAAAAAACUUUGUUUACCCCGACCCGUUGAAGAUCCCAGAGGAUGAUGGCUCCCGAGACAGUAGUGACCGUAGACCACAACAAACCCACGCCGCAGCAAGCUCCGCCGCAGCAACAGGGCAAACCGCUGGACUGGAUCAAAGUUAACACUGAAUAUUUCAAAACGCCACCUGGCCUGCUGAAAAUCAUCGAACUGAUCCUCGGUAUCCUUUGCAUGUCGCUGGCGUCCGCGUGGCUGUCGGCCUGGUUCGUGUUCGUGGCGGUGACCAGCUUCAUCACCACGGUCAUGUGGAGUAUCGUCUUCCUCCUCAGCGUCAGGGAGGCGCUCAGGAUCCCUAUUAACUGGGUGCUGUCGGAACUGAUUAGCACGUCCAUUGAGACGGUGUUCUACUUCAUCGCCUUCAUCGUGCUGUUCGCGGCCACGGCGGCGUACAAUACAAGUUUCUAUAGCUACGGAGCCAACGUAGCGGCUGCUGUAUUCGGUCUGUUCAACACGGUGGCGUACGCCGGCAGCUCGUACCUGCUGUUCCAAGAGCACCGGAGCUCCACCGGCGCGGGCGCCGCGUGAGCCUCACUUAUUGCCUCCAAGUAUACUAUACGAGCCGGCGACCACAAAGUGUUUCUAUUCGCAGUUACUCUAAACUGCGAGCUCACCUCUAUUUAUAAAUCUCAAAGUCGUAAUAUUAAGUGUUUUAUGAUUCAAGUAACCUUCUGGAUAUUAAUAAAAUUAAUUAAUAUCAUCGGCACAUCGGCACAGUGAUAGUACACUCGGCUAAAAUUAAUACGAACAAAGAAUAAGUAGUUGAAGCUUGUUAAAAUUGCUGGCUGGCGUGGAUUUGAGACUGCAUUGGUAAAGUUAAGUUUAGACUGUUUUAAUUGCCACCGAGUAGUAAAUAAUCGAUCAUAAAUGUACAGUUUUUGUGAAACACUAUCAGACAUUACAUUUAAUUGCCGAUUGUAUUUAUUUCAAGCCAGUUGUUUGACUAAUGUGCUAUAUACGUUACUCAAAAUAUCGUUUUUGAUGGAACUGCAUUUUUAGUAACACUUUCUAUAAUAAAUAAACUUUUAUGGCCAUAUGUUUGUAUAGUAAGGGUAUACCUACUGGUUUCGAAUAUUGUGUUCAAAGGUACACAGACACACAGCUGCAACUUCUGCAGCAUAUGGUAUGUUGUACCUAUCGAUUUAAAAAACCUAAAAGGAUGUGUAGGUAUAACGCAAAUGUCUUGCUUAUUUGAAAUAAUAACUUAUUUAGCACUAAUCAUUUGACAUUAUCUAUGGAUAGAAAUCAUUUUGUACUCGCAAAAACACCUGUAAGUUUCCUAGCAGCAGUUUCAAAGAGCUGCUAGGAAACUUGAGAGAGAUCGACUCUCCAUAGGAAUAAAAGCUAGUUCACAUUUGAAAAUAGUCCAUGGUACGGAAUAUUUUGAAUAAUCGGAGAAUUUAAGAAGAUUUCAAAAUUUAAUUUAAAGUAACUCCUGUCCUGUAAGUACUAGACUUAAGUACUUACCUACAGUUUUGUACUUUUAGGUAGGAUUUUUUAAAAUUUUAGUUUGCUAACAUUUUUAAAUGAGAACGAAUGUACAGUCAAACGUAAAAAUAUGGGUGUAGCCAACUUAUUAAAAAAUAUGUCCCAUAGUUCUUAAUUCGCAGACAUAAGAGCUAUGGUACAUAUUUUUGAGAUGAUUUGUGCACCCAUAUUUUUACACUUGACUGUACAUAACUGGAUAUGGAGAGUUUUUUUGGGUUUUAAGAUCUUUUGAUGCGAAUGUUGUAUUACCUAAUUACUAUUUUGUUAAUCACAAUUGAAAACUGAAUGGUUUUUAUAUUUUUUAACUUGAUUCUCUGUACCUAUGUUAAAAAUUAUUAUUUUAUGGGGUUGUUAUUGAUAUUGUUAGUCCUAGUCUUUAUUAAAAACAUAAAUAUUUACCUAUUUCAGCAAAUCUUUUAACAAAUAUUUCCUAUUGUAUUUUACCAAAUCACACAUUACAAUCAGUGGUACCUAAUAUAUACCUACUAGCUCGGUAUAGUUCAGCAACGACAAUACAACAAAAAGGACAUCUACUUAUCUUACAUGUCAUGGCAGAUAUUUUCCGUACUUACGAUAAUGUUUUGGACCUGAAAUGUCUGAAGUUGGAACGUUGUCGCCGAAUGUUUAAAGUUGUCAGUGUUGUCACAUUCUGGUUGCGACUGCAGCGUUGCAGCUGAGGAAAAUGGGUGAUGACACUGUCAAUUUACUUUAAAUUACUUACCUAUAACAAUCUAUCAGUCAUUUUAUUGUUUUAAAUUAAUACAGCACUUAAAGGGGGGGUCACACGAUUACAUUAGCUUUUAUUUUAACUGUUUGUUGUGAGUGUAAGCUUAUAAAUAUACAUAGCACAUGUUUAAAGUUUAAACUUUAGACUCUCGAAUAGGUGUACGUGAGAGGAAUAUAUUUAUAUCUUACUAAAUACCUACUUGCAAAUAAUAAUAACGUUCCUAUAACAUUUACAAUUCAGUUUUAACAAACCUCUUGAUUUUUUGUGACUUAACAUUGUUUCUUAAAUGUACCAAAACUUAACUUAUCUUGUUGCUAAAUAUAUAUGAGACAGUAACUAUUUCUUGUAAGUAUUUAGAGAAAAGUUUUCCAUUAUAGAAAAUAUCGACUGGUGUAAAACGGUGGUUGAAAUAAGGUUAAGUGACUAGAAUCUAGAUCUGUAGUUUUAUUAUUUGUAGGUACAAGUAAUCUACUUAUCACAGAUGUUAAUUUAGAAUUGAAUUUUCUAUAUUAAGACAAACAGCAAGCCGAAAGUGUUGUGAACGAGUUUACCUCUAACAUGUACCUACCCAAUUUAACAUAUCUUACAUUGUCCAAUGCGGUUAUUAAAAUAUGCUAGUAUCGCUUUAAGAUGGAAUGAACGUUGAAACAUUAUUAAUUUAAGACAGAAAUUUUAUACAAACUGGUUAUUAAUUUAAUUAAUGUCAAUAAAAUAUAAUAAAUAUUUAUCGUUUAUAGAAA